AUGCAAGAAGAAUUACUUAAAAGAGAGAACAUUGGCUAUAAGCUAAUCAGUAACAUAGAAACUAGCAACAACUUAUACGAAAGAAUACUUAAUGAUCUACACAAUGGAGAAAGCGAAAUAACUAAAAAGCAAGCAGAAUAUAUAAUACGAAAUGUAUUUGAGGAUGGCUUAAGCGUAGAGCAUUAUGAUAUUACAGAGGACAGACUAAAAUACUAUAACAGUGCACUUAUUUUUAUAAUAAGAAAUAUAUUCAGUGACAGCUCAGAUAAAGCACACAAAAAAUAA
This is a messenger RNA of Nematocida parisii ERTm1, 285 nucleotides long. RefSeq lists its product as uncharacterized. The transcript has a single exon. Lineage: Eukaryota; Fungi; Microsporidia. The record is from RefSeq and is a predicted model, not a curated record. The coding region runs from base 1 to 285 and encodes 94 amino acids.